This is a messenger RNA of Durusdinium trenchii, 3468 nucleotides long. Lineage: Eukaryota; Dinophyceae; Suessiales; Symbiodiniaceae. The record is from the annotation of a GenBank genome assembly.
CGACAGGAGUGUCCAUGGGACGAUCGAUCCCCCUCCUGCCAUGGAUUUUGCUGAUCGUGCGCCUCAGUGCGAUCAGAGAUGUUCUCAGUCCAGACCGGCUCAGCUCGGAGCCAAGAGGGAAGAACAAGCUGACGAGCUGUGAGAAGGAGAAGGAACAGACGGAACGGCUCCUCAAAUCGCUAGGCGUCGCAGGUGAGUUUGCUGGUGACCACUGCACUUGGCCUGGCAUCCGGUGCGACGAUCAAAGCUGCAAAGUCGUUGAGUUUGAGUGCGACACAUGCGUGGGCCGCCUGCCAGACAACAUCGAUCUCGAGCACCUAAGAAAAGUAUACUUCGACCCCAUUUAUUCAAAUGUCACUGGCAACAUUGCAGCCUUCCAAAGCAUGAAGGAUCUUAGAUCCUUGGUCUUGAGCCAUUUGCUCAUUGGAGGCAACAUCAGAGCUUUGCAGUCAAUAUCAGAGCUUGAGGAGCUGGACUUGGGCCACACGCAGGUAGAAGGUGACAUCCAGGUCUUUGCCGCAAUGCACAACCUAUAUCAAUUGGAGCUGCAAAAUACUCGGGUAGAAGGCAGCCUAGAGAUAUUGAAGGCCAUGCCACGCUUGGAAACCUUGAACCUUGCUGCAACAAGGGUCACGGGGGACAUUUCGGCCCUCAUUGCAUUGGAAGACAUCCGCGAAGUAGACCUCUCAGGCACCUAUGUGUACGGGUUCAUGACUGAGUCCUGGGCUGGGAAAUGCCAGAUACUUGAAAUGCUGAAUUUGACAGACACGCGCAUAGGGUGGGCGCACGGAAGCUAUCUGUAUAGCAGAGUGGGCGCGUAUGUUCAGAACGAUAGGAAGGCCGACGACAAGCUAAUUUUGCCGGCAUUGAAGAGCAUCGACCUGAGCAAAUGUGCCCGCCUCUACGUUGACAUUUCCGAUUUGCUUCUGAUUUUGGGAAGGUGCGCAAAGUUGUCACAGAUCAAAGCCAAAAACACUCCCGUGACUGGCAAGCUGGAUUUCACACUGAUUUCUUCAUGGAGCCCUGCUUCCUUUGCCCUACAGACGCUGGACCUGGGUGCGACCAACAUAACUUCCUUGAUUUACGUACCCAACAUGAAGCGGAUACUUGUAGAUGCAAGCUGGAUUCAAUCCCUCCAGGUGAGCACGCCUUUGUUAACAAAUGCGGCGGCGUCAAAAACCAUCCUGGACUUGACAGGGACUCACCUAGGCAACCCAACAGUUGCAGCAGGGCUUCUGGCCACUGGCAAACUGAACAGCACAGAUGGGUUUGCCGAGCGCAAUGACCAGCAGGGAUUUGUUUGCAAAGAAUUGGUCAGAGGGGGUCUUCACGUCACUCCAUCAACGUUUUUGCCAGAAGUGCUGUGUAAGUGCCAACCCGGUUGGCAUGGAACAGGAGCAAACUGUACCAAGUGCCCUGCAAACACCUGGAAAGCCGGAUUUGGUCCAGAGGCAUGUGAGCCAUGCCCGCAGAACAGCACAUCGAAGGCAGGGUCUAGUGAAAUGACACAGUGCAAAUGCGAUUUUGGCGACCUCCAAGGCGGCAAAUGCAGUUGCAAUGCGCAACAUGGUUUACAAGACGACAGCUGCGUGCCAUGUGCCAAGCGGAACUUACAAUGCUAUGAGCCUGGCAGUGUCCUCGCCACAGCAGUGCCAGAACAAGGGUAUAUACGUUUGCACUUUCGGGCCGAGAACGCGCACAGAUGUCUUUCACCAGCAGAAGUCCGGUGCUCUGGUGGUGACAACUGCACGCAAGGCUAUAGCGGCAUCCUGUGCUCGAGUUGUGCCGAUGGCUUUUGGGCCACGGGAAAUCGAUGCCGGAACUGCACUCAGACGAAUUCAACAUCCUUGACACUUGUAACUCUCUUGGCCGCUGCCGCCUUGCUUGUCGCGGUUUACCUCGGCUAUCGCUGGAUGUACCGGACAACGAGCGUUGGCACGUUGCUACAGAACUUGAUGCUGCUUCAAAGCCCCAUCCUGUUGCAAUUGGUUCAGCUGUGGAGCGUCUUGAGCCACCUUGGCACUCGCCAGUCGGGGAACAACCUACCAGAGAUCCCAUACUUAGAAGGCCUGCAAUUGACCGCCACCGAGCUGCAGAAUUCCAUGAACUUGCAAUGUGCUUUCGGCGGCAAGACCGUGCGCGCACUGGCGGCAUUCAGCUCGCCCCUGGUGCCGUUAGGUUUGCUCCUAUGCUGCUCUACCUUGGAGAUCUUUCGACCUGGCUUGGGUGUGAACAUGGCCUUGAAGACGUUGACCCUUUUCUUCAUCGGUGGAGCUUCCAGCACGGCACAGCUGCUUAGCUGUCAGGAUGUGGAUGGAGACGAGCGACCCAUCGGCAUUUAUGCCUUUCGCAGCGCCUUUCCGCAGCUUCGCUGCGCUGACCACAGUGGCCUCGCGUGGUGGGUGGAUGUGGUGGGCUACAGCUGCGCCCUGGCCUAUGGCGUGCUGAUCCCCCUCUUCUUGGCUGGUCUGAUGGUGCGCCAGCACUUUGCUCUUCAGGACGCUCGGCUCUUCUCUGCCUUCGCCAUGGUGGAGCCACCCAAGACCACCAUCCAGGUGAGAGCAUUGGAAGGGGUGCUAAGCCAGGAAGUGCGGUCCGAGCGGUUGCUGGUAGCGGCUGCUGCACAUUUGGCAGUCUAUUGCCGCGGACAGGUGGAGGUUUCUUUACAGAAGGAGGAAAUUAUUUUGACGUCACUUAGAGCCCAGCAGGGCGAGGUAGCAGAGGAGUUGGACCCGAUGAAGUUGGUGGCGGACGCGAAGUCUUCCAAGAACUUGGACAAGUUGAAGAGCCGCAAGAUCGUGGAGAUGUUAACCGAACGGUUGAUACUCCGGGAGACAUCAGAUCGGCUGCUGAAGGGUGCACAGCCGCAGCUUUGCAAGUACACCCUGGGUCAGGACCUGUGGAUGGACGUGGCCAUGAAACUCUUUGCGGUGGCAUUGGUCUCUUGUGUCUCCAUGUCCAGCGCAUGGAAGUGGGCGGUGGCCAUUUGCUUGGGCAUGGCCGUCUUGGUUUGGGUCACCCACCCCUACAUGCAGCCGCAGGUCGGCACCCUGCAGAGCCUGAGCUGCUUCUGCCUGGCCUUGGCUUCGGUAGCCUUCGUUUAUCCCUGCCCCUGGCUGGCACGCGUGGCCUUGAUCGCACCUGUGCUGCUGGUCCUGCUUCAGGUGCGAAGCCCAGACUGCACAGAGGCUUUAGCAGAAAGGUGCUACCAGGACUUGGAGAAAGCACUUCCGAAGCUUAAAGCAGGAAAAGCUCACGAGACUGGAUCCGAAGAUAUGUGGAGUGAGUUUGGGUGGGUGUCAUUUGUGUUCGCACAGCUGCAGAGAUCCACGUGCAGUUGCUCCACCUCUGAGGCUCCUCGUGCCCCACUCGGUUUCACCGCCCAAGACGAAGGCCACAGCAGUCGAAGGCAGCAGUUUCCCCGGAUCUUCAGCUGAUCGCAGACCCAUCCCGCCUUCGGAAAGAUGC